This is a messenger RNA of Zingiber officinale, 2218 nucleotides long. Its product is annotated as integrator complex subunit 3-like. The record is from RefSeq and is a predicted model, not a curated record. The transcript has 2 exons. The coding region runs from base 556 to 1992 and encodes 478 amino acids. Gene Ontology annotation, cellular component: cytoplasm. Lineage: Eukaryota; Viridiplantae; Streptophyta; Magnoliopsida; Zingiberales; Zingiberaceae.
CCUCUUCUGUCGGCGUGUCCCAAGUCUUCCCCGCGCGCCUUCUCUUCCUCUCACGCGUGCCCUAACCGGCGCCGCAACCGCCGCUGCCUCCCUCUCCUCUGCCCGACGCCGACGACACCAGGGAACAGAGAGUCGGCGAUUGAGCAUCUCCUCCCUCCCUCUUCCUUUCUUCUUCUCUGUCUCCGCCACUGAGGUCGGGAUGCGCCGCCGCCCCUCUCGGCCGGAAGCUACCUCCAAGCCGAAGCCCUAGCCACGUUCACAACAUCCCGUCGGCGAAUCCUCUUCUUCUUCCAUGUCAAGCCACCGAAAUCUUCCUUUACCUAACUGACAGUGGUUCCUCUUUCCUUCGCGAAAUAUCGAUUCAGGAGAUCCAGCAGUAGCCUCUCUCCUGAAACGAAUAGGCUCGAGCGCCUGCCGCUGCCCUAGAACUGUGGCCACGAUGAAGCUUCAUUUUGGUCACCCAAGAUCCCAAAUCUGAUGCAGGCGGGUAGUGAUAGACUUGUGAGUUGUUCUUCCGACUUUUCUGUAAUUGCUUAUUUAGGCUAACAAUUCGGUAUGUGCCCCGAAAGGCUGCUUCGAACCGUUCCCCACGAAGCGGAGAAUCCCAUCGAAAAGUCCCUCAGAGAAGCAUUCCUUCUCCUGCAGGACCAGUUGAAACCCCCUUUUCCUCUUACGAUCCCAUUUCCUCCCGAGUACUCCCAAUUGAAUCAUGCAAUUGCUUUCGGCAUACUGGCACAACCGCAUCUUGCUAAAGUGCAUCUCACCCACCUUCACUCCAUUGUUGUGGACGGAUAUGAGAUUUUCACCUCCAUCCUCCUCAAACUUUGCAAUGAAUCCUUCUCCAGGCUGUUGGAGGUUCCUAAAUGUCAGCUGCUCUGGGUGUGCUCAAUGCUGAUCCACGUCUCAGCCGAAAAGAUUGAAACUUUGUUCAUUUCUCUCAUGAGGCAGAUUACUGGAGGGGAUUUCAGCGAGUCCAAUUUGUGGUUGAGUGUCGAGGUUCUUAAAAUAUUGUCUAACAAUUGGGAUUGGUUGGUGGAGGAGCCUAUAGUCCUCUCAAGUGCAUUGUAUGUCUAUCUCAGGUUGUUAGCAGAUCAUUUUAGGUUAGGAGGAAGCUUCAAGUUGGAAGAGCUGAAGAGGAUGGAGAUUGACUUUUGUGUCAAGGCGUUGAGAGAACACUUUCAGUUGUCUAUGCAUAUUGGUAGAGAUCUUGUCCGUAUUCUACAAGAUGUGACCUAUAUUCCUGAGUUCAAGGACAUUUGGAAGGAUCUGCUGUUUGAUCCUAAAAGUUUCCAGGUUUCAGAAUUUUCCAGUCUGUCCAACCUUUAUUGGAGAAGAACACCAUCACACUUUUUCUUGCUGAGGAUCAGUCCCCAAAUGGAAAGCCAAUUGAGGUUUUUGCUCACCUUUGUGAAAUGGGGGAGCCAGAAAAGGUACCAAACAUGGUUUGUCAAGAAGCACUUAUAUUGGCCUGGUAGUGAGUCUAUGAUAAGUGACAUAGUUCGCUUCAUAUGUUGUGUCCACCAUCCUUCGAAUGAGAUAAUUCAUUCUAAUGUCAUAUCGAGGUGGGCAGUCAUUGGUUGGCUUCUGAAGUCUUGCAGGAGGAAUUAUUAUGAGGCAAAUGCAAAGCUUGCUUUGUUUUAUGACUGGUUGUUUUUUGAUGAAAAGAUUGACAAUAUCAUGAACAUUGAACCUGCAAUGCUUUUGAUGGUAAAUUCUGUGCCACAGUAUGUUGAUAUUACACAUAUGCUGCUAGAGUUUUUGUUUCUGCUAGUAGAUAACUAUGAUGUUCAUCACAGAGAGAUGCUUGCUGGGAGUGUUUCAGCAUCUAUUAAUUUAUUGCUCAGAAAAGGCGUGGUACAUUCAUUGGAUCCUCUGAUUUCUUGUAAUUCGAUCUCACCAGCGCUCAGGGAAAGGCUCAACUCGUUCCUUCCAGCACUACAUCUGUGUUGCCAUAAAAAGGUUAAUGAAGAUGAAACAUCUAUUGACAUUUGACGGUAUAUUGCUCAUAAAAUAGACAUUUCCAUCACUGCAUGUUGGCUGGUUGGGUGACAGAUCCGGAAUAUGACAUAUUUCAUCACCUUGUUCCCGUGAAUAUUAUUUUUCCUAAUUAUCAGCAGAUUUAAAAUUUUUAUAUCUUCUCUGUAUCUAUUUGUUUCUUUAUCUUCGACUCUUUACAAGAAAGGAUUGUAUGAUAUUGUCGACGUUUACCUAAUUGGUA